AUAGAGUUUUUAGGGUUCUAUGGCGUCCAGGAGACGGGCAGCGCCAUCGCAGAGCUCCGCUCCACCUCCAAAGCGCCAGGGGAGCUCUCAGGCACCGGCGGCGACGCGAAUGCCAGAGCCGCCGCCUCCUCCUCCUGUCGACGAGGAGGACUUCGAUGAAGAUGUGUUCUUGGAGGAGACGCUUCUCAGGGACGUGGAGCUCCAGGCCACUGGCAUAACAGCGAGCUUGGCCAAAUGGAAGCGCAACCACGUCGAGGCGUUUGAUCCAAAAGAGCAUCCCGUUGUGUUUCAGCAACUCGAGAUUGACUAUGUGAUCGGCGAAAGCGAUAGAGAGUGGAUGCCAGGAAGAACUGGCCCUGCUGCAAUUUUGAGGAUGUUUGGUGUCACGCAGCAAGGAAACAGUGUUUGCUGUCAUAUACACGGGUUUGAGCCUUACUUUUAUAUCAGCUGUCCUGACGGAUGGAAUCCUGAUGACACGUCUAAGUUCCGCCAUACUCUCGAGACAAGAAUGCGCGAAGCAAACAGGAAUAGCAAGACUCCCACUUUUGUUCCAAGAGUAGAGAUGGUCCAGAAGCGAAGCUUGAUGUACUUCCAAACACAGAAAGCAAGGGCGUUCCUCAAGAUUGUUGUUGCACUUCCAACAAUGGUUGCUUCCUGUAGAGGAAUUCUUGAAAAAGGCAUCACUUUGGAAGGCUUUGGUCAUAAAUGCUUCAUCACAUACGAGAGCAAUAUUCUCUUUGCUCUUCGAUUCAUGAUUGAUUGCAACGUAGGUGGUGGAAACUGGAUUGAGCUUCCUGGUGGAUCUUAUCGUUUGACUCCACGCCGACUUUCAACCUGCCAAAUUGAGAUCGAUAUACUAUACAACAAGAUUGUCAGUCAUAGUGCUACUGGCCAGUACUCCAAGCUUGCACCUUUUCGUAUAUUGAGCUUUGACAUCGAAUGUGCUGGGCGGAAAGGACAUUUUCCAGAGCCCGAACAUGAUCCCGUUAUUCAGAUUGCGAAUCUUGUGACAGUUCAAGGGGAAAGUCGUCCUAUGGUUCGAAAUGUGAUGACGCUCAAAUCUUGUUCUGCGAUAGUUGGAGUGGACGUUAUGUCCUUCGAUACUGAGAAAGAGGUCCUCUUGGCAUGGCGGGACCUUAUCCGAGAAGUUGACCCUGACAUUAUUAUCGGCUAUAACAUUUGCAAGUUCGAUAUGCCUUACCUGAUCGAGAGGGCACAAAAGCUUGGAAUUGUGGAGUUUCCUGUUCUUGGACGUAUUCGCAACAGCCGAGUCCGUGUUAGAGAUGCGACAUUUUCUUCAAGGCAAUAUGGUAUAAGGGAAAGCAAGGAAGUUUUGAUAGAAGGACGCGUACAAUUCGAUUUGCUACAGGCAAUGCAAAGAGAUUAUAAGCUCAGCUCAUACUCCUUAAACUCGGUGUCUGCUCAUUUCCUUGGAGAGCAGAAAGAGGACGUCCACCAUUCCAUCAUUGCUGAUUUGCAAAAUGGUAACUCGGAAACUCGGAGGCGUUUGGCUGUUUACUGCUUAAAAGUGAGCCGCACUUUGGUUCUAUGUUUAUAUUUUCCAUGUUUUCUCUGUCAGGAUGCGUAUCUGCCUCAGAGAUUACUCGAAAAGCUGAUGUUUAUAUAUAACUAUAUCGAAAUGGCAAGAGUAACAGGAGUUCCCAUUUCGUUUCUUCUUUCGAGGGGACAAAGUAUCAAGGUGCUUUCACAAAUUCUAAGAAAAUGCAGACAACGAAACUUUGUCGUGCCAAACAUUAAGGGACAAGGGGCUGGGCAGGAAACCUUUGAAGGUGCAACCGUUCUAGAAGCAAGGGCUGGAUUUUACGAAAAGCCAAUUGCCACGCUUGAUUUUGCAUCACUGUACCCAUCAAUUAUGAUGGCUUACAAUCUUUGCUAUUGCACCUUGGUUAGAACGGAGGAUCAAGCCAGAUUGAACAUAGCACCAGAAAAUGUUAACAAAACGCCGUCUGGUGAAAUGUUUGUCAAAACAAAUAUGGAGAAAGGGAUCCUUCCUGAAAUCUUAGAGGAACUGCUUGCUGCCAGAAAGCGAGCCAGAGCCGACCUGAAGGAAGCUACCGAUUCACUUGAAAAAGCCGUGUUGGACGGUCGGCAGCUAGCUCUCAAGGUUAGUGCGAACUCAGUCUAUGGAUUCACAGGCGCAACAGUUGGCCAGCUUCCUUGCCUUGAAAUUUCAUCCAGCGUAACUAGCUAUGGAAGGCAGAUGAUUGAACACACCAAAACCCUCGUGGAAGGACGUUUCAACACAAGCAACAAAUAUGACAACAAUGCAGAAGUGAUCUACGGGGAUACGGAUUCAGUAAUGGUUCAAUUUGGUGUCUCUACCGUUGAGGACGCCAUGAAUCUUGGAAGGGAGGCGGCUGAUUAUAUCAGCGAGACAUUUACCAAGCCUAUCAAGUUGGAAUUUGAGAAAGUGUACUUCCCCUAUUUGCUGAUUAGCAAAAAGAGGUAUGCAGGCCUACUUUGGACGAAGCCCGCAAAAUACGACAAAAUGGACACGAAAGGAAUUGAAACGGUUCGGCGAGAUAAUUGUUUACUAGUAAAAAAUGUGGUGACUCAAAGCCUCCACAAGAUUCUUGUUGAUCGAGAUGUGCCUGGAGCUGUGGACUUUGUUAAGGGCAUGAUUUCGGACUUGCUGAUGAAUCGUAUGGAUCUAUCACUUCUUGUUAUCACAAAGGGCCUCACAAAAACUGGCGAUGAUUAUGCCGUCAAGGCUGCUCAUGUUGAGCUUGCUGAGCGUAUGCGUAAGCGUGAUGCAGCCACUGCUCCAAAUGUAGGCGAUCGUGUUCCUUACGUCAUAAUUAAAGCCGCAAAGGGAGCUAAGGCAUAUGAGCGGUCUGAGGAUCCAAUCUAUGUCUUGGAAAAUAACAUUCCCAUCGAUCCUCAGUACUAUCUGGAAAAUCAGCUGAGUAAGCCACUGCUCCGGAUAUUCGAACCAAUUCUCAAGAAUGCGAGCAAGGAGCUUCUCCACGGGAGCCACACUCGCUCCGUGUAUAUCACAACGCCCUCCAACAGUGGCAUUAUGAAGUUCGCGAAAAAGCAACUAACCUGUCUGGGCUGCAAAGCUAUAAUCAGUGGCGGCGACACACCAUUGUGUAAACACUGCAGCGGCCGUGAAGCGGAGCUAUACCAGAGAACUGUUGCAAAUGUGAGGGAUUUGGAGCAGCUAUUUGGAAGGCUGUGGACUCAAUGCCAGCGGUGCCAAGGAUCUUUACAUCAAGACGUUUUGUGCACAAGUCGCGACUGCCCAAUCUUCUAUCGACGGAAAAAAGCACAGAAGGAUCUGUCGGAAGCCGAACUGCAAGAGCAGCGCUGGGACUUUUAGAACAUAGAGGCUUUUCAUCUUGGACAUCUCUAUCAUAUAUAAGGUUUCCAAGUAGAGGGGAUUCAUGCCUCUGAAGA
This is a messenger RNA of Selaginella moellendorffii, 3420 nucleotides long. RefSeq names its product DNA polymerase delta catalytic subunit. The transcript is spliced from 29 exons. Lineage: Eukaryota; Viridiplantae; Streptophyta; Lycopodiopsida; Selaginellales; Selaginellaceae. Gene Ontology annotation, molecular function: DNA binding; 3'-5'-DNA exonuclease activity; DNA-directed DNA polymerase activity. The coding region runs from base 20 to 3343 and encodes 1107 amino acids. The record is from RefSeq and is a predicted model, not a curated record. Gene Ontology annotation, biological process: base-excision repair, gap-filling; DNA-templated DNA replication; nucleotide-excision repair, DNA gap filling. Gene Ontology annotation, cellular component: delta DNA polymerase complex.